Molecule: messenger RNA, 1056 nt
Organism: Ilex paraguariensis (yerba mate)
Lineage: Eukaryota; Viridiplantae; Streptophyta; Magnoliopsida; Aquifoliales; Aquifoliaceae
Source: the annotation of a GenBank genome assembly
AUGCUUACCUUCUGCCUGGCGGAUGCAGGAAAUGCAUUCCUUGUUCCUUCGCCUUAUUACCCUGAGGAUGUCAAAUGGCGAACUGGGGCGGAGAUUAUACCUGUUCCUUGCCGCAGUGCAGACAACUUCAGUUUAAGUACAAUAUCCCUUGACCGAGCAUUCAAUCAGGCAAAGAAACGCGGUCUUAAAGUUCGUGGAAUCAUAAUUUCAAACCCUUCAAAUCCUAAAAGANUGGAGAUUAUACCUGUUCCUUGCCGCAGUGCAGACAACUUCAGUUUAAGUACAAUUUCCCUUGACCGAGCAUUCAAUCAGGCAAAGAAACGCGGUCUUAAAGUUCGUGGAAUCAUAAUUUCAAACCCUUCAAAUCCUGUGGGCAAUCAUCUCAAUCGGGAGGCACUUUACAACCUUUUGGACUUCGCAACAGAAAAGAACAUUCACAUAAUCUCCAACGAAAUACUAGCAGGGUCCAAUCAUGGAAGUGAGGAGUUUGUGAGCAUGGCAGAAAUCAUUGAUUCAGAAGAUUUUGACCGGAACAGAGUUCACAUAGUUUACGGUCUAUCCAAAGACCUCUCUCUUCCGGGUUUUAGGGUCGGGGUACUCUAUAGCUUCAAUGAGAAUGUCCUUGCUGCUACUAAAAAGUUGGCAAGAUUCUCAUCCGUUUCAGUUCCAACCCAGCGGCUGCUUGUCUCUAUGCUCUCAGAUACCAAAUUCAUUCAGAAGUUUAUCAAAAUAAAUAGAGAAAGGCUUCGCGGGAUGUAUUCUAAGUUUGUAACUGGGUUAAAACAAUUGGGUAUUGAAUGCACGAAGAGCAGUGGGGGCUUCUACUGUUGGGCGGAUAUGAGUGGCUUGAUCCGCACGUAUAGUGAGAAAGGUGAGCUUGAGCUCUGGGAUAAGUUGUUGAACGUUGCUAAGGUUAAUGUAACUCCUGGAUCUUCCUUUCACUGUAUUGAGCCUGGGUGGUUUCGCUUCUGUAUUACAACUAUUAGUGAAAAGGAUAUUCCUCUAGUUGUGGAACGCAUUCGGAAAGUUUCGGAAACCUGUAAAUCUCGCAGCUGA